GAGGGUGGGCUUGGAGGCUGGAGAAAGGAGGAGCCCCUUUCUAGGGGCGUGCAUGUUGCGUGGCACACCAGCAGCUCCGGGGAGGGACUUGAAGUGGAAGAGGGUUGAAUCCCGGCUACUGCCUCUGGAGGAUCCCUCUCUUCCCCCCUCCAAAAAAAAGAGUUAGUUUUCAAACUGAGGAAGUAGGGGGAAAGCCUCUUUUCACCAUGUCUUUCCACUUCCAGGUUCUGCUGCUGAUCUUAUAUCUGAUCAUCCAGGGGGGGGAAAGUGCAAAACAGAAAGAUCAUUUAUUGGUUCUCACGGUGGCCACCGAGGAGACCGAAGGAUUCCACCGUUUUCGACGCUCGGCUCAGUUCUUCAACUACAGCGUCAAGGUGCUGGGUCUGGGCGAGGAGUGGCGUGGCAGUGGGCAGAAAAUCCGACUCUUGAAAUCAGCUCUGGAAGAAUACGUGGAGAAGGAAGACCUGGUGAUCCUCUUCACGGAGAGCUACAAUGUGGUUUUUGCAUCGGGGCCCGUGGAGCUGCUGAAGAAAUUCAGGCAGGCAAAGUCUAAGGUCGUCUUCUCGUCGGAGACGCUGAUCUAUCCAGACCGAAGGCUGGAAGCCCAGUAUCCUCAGGUCCGGGAAGGCAACCGCUUCCUGGGAUCCGGAGGAUUUGUGGGUUACGCCACGCAUCUCAGCAAACUAGUUUCUGAUUGGGAGGGUACGGAUAGCGACAGCGACCAGCUGUUUUACACAAAAGUCUUCUUGGACCCCGAGAAGCGAGCAAGCAUCAACAUAACGCUGGACCACCAGUGUCGGCUCUUUCAAAACCUCAACGGCGCCCUGGAUGACGUGGUCCUGAAGUUUGAAACGAGGCGGGUGAGGGUGAGGAACCUGGCCUUCGACACUCUUCCGGUGGUGAUUCACGGCAACGGCCCCACCAAGCUGCAGCUCAACUACCUCGGGAAUUACGUCCCCCAGGUCUGGACCUUCGAGACGGGCUGCACCGUGUGCGCGGAAGGGUUGAAGAGCCUCGCGGACGUGAAAGACGAAGCGCUGCCACUGGUUCUGAUCGGCGUUUUCAUUGAGCAGCCGACCCCAUUCCUCACUCAGUUCUUCCAAAGGCUUCAGAAGCUCCACUAUCCGAAGAGACGGAUCCUGCUGUUUAUCCACAAUCAUGAGAAGCAUCAUCUCCCCCAAGUGGAUGCGUUUGUGCAUGCACACGGGCAGGAAUACCGCUCGCUUAAAGUUGUGGGGCCCGAGGACCACUUGGAGAACGCUGAUGCGCGGAACAUGGCCGUGGACUUGUGCAGGCAGGACCCCGUGUGCGAAUACUACUUCAGCCUGGAUGCCGAGGUGGUGCUGAAGAACCCAGACACCUUGCGGGUCUUGAUGGAGCAGAACAAGUUUGUGAUUGCCCCACUUGUAAGCCGCCUUGGGAAACUGUGGUCAAACUUCUGGGGGGCCCUGAGCGCCGAUGGCUUCUACGCCCGCUCGGAGGAUUACAUGGAUAUUGUUCAGGGCCGGAGGGUCGGCCUCUGGAACGUCCCCUACCUCUCGAGCGUCUAUCUGGUCAAGGGGAGCACCUUAAGGGCUCAGCUCAUGCAGAAGGACCUUUUCCACAGCGGCAAACUGGACGCCGACAUGGCUCUGUGCCACAACAUCCGGGAACAGGGCAUCUUCAUGUAUCUGACCAACCAGCAGCCGUUCGGACACUUGCUGUCCCUGGACAAUUAUCAGACGAACCACCUGCACAACGAUCUGUGGCAGAUCUUCAGCAACCCGGAGGACUGGAAAGAGAAGUACAUCCACGAAAAUUACACUGCAGCCUUAAAAGGGAAACUGGUGGAAACGCCUUGCCCAGAUGUUUACUGGUUCCCCAUAUUUACUGAUGCAGCUUGUGAUGAGCUGGUAGAAGAGAUGGAGAAUUUUGGCCAGUGGUCCAGAGGGGACAACACGGACAACAGAAUUCUGGGGGGCUAUGAGAACGUCCCGACGAUUGAUAUCCACAUGAACCAGAUCAACUUUGAACGGGAAUGGUACAAGUUUCUUCUGGACUACAUUGCACCCAUUACAGAGAAGCUGUACCCUGGAUACUACACCCGGACCCAGUUUGAGCUGGCCUUCGUCGUCCGAUAUAAGCCGGACGAGCAGCCCUCGCUGAUGCCCCACCACGACGCUUCCACCUUCACCAUCAACAUCGCACUGAAUCGCGUUGGGAUCGAUUACGAAGGUGGUGGCUGCCGCUUCCUCCGUUACAACUGCUCCAUCCGGGCCCCUCGGAAAGGGUGGACCCUCAUGCACCCGGGGCGCCUGACGCACUACCACGAGGGCCUCCCCACCACCAAAGGGACCCGCUAUAUUGCGGUGUCGUUUCUUGACCCUUAGAGCCGCCUCUUUCGGAAGGAAAGGAUAAAGAGGAAGGAGACCUUCCCUGCCAGCUUCAACCCUGGACCAGGAAGAAUGGAAAUCCUUCAGAAACCCAAUGGACUGGACUGGAUACGGAUCCGACGCGUUCUUGAGAGCCCAUGUUUCGCCCUGAUUACACUCUGCUGUCUACUUCCAAAAUAGCAGUCUUAUCAAUAAUUGUGGUGCUGGAGGCAGCCUUUAUCCUCUAACUGUCCCAUCCCUCUGAUUAAUGCUGGACACGAUCCCUAGUUUCCGUAGUUUUUCAUCUUUUCCGUGAGGUUUGUGUAGGCAAGCUUCCCCAACGGGGAGAGAGAGAAUCCCUCUGGCCAUGCUCAGCAGCACUUUUGCCCUCCACUUUGGGUAGGUAUUUCCUUCGCAUGCCCACCUUUCUCCAGAAAUGCUGGAUCCUUGGAAAAAGGAUGACCGUGCCUUCUGAGCAGAGUUUGUUUCAUCUCAUGUUGGAGAUGCAGCAACAACAACAAAAAAGAUAGAACGGGUAAGAGGAAUAGCAAAAAUGCCAAGCACAGUUUCUCCGUGGUGUCCCCGAUUUCGUUUCCUCCUGAACGCUGGCCAAGAGGAGGAAAACCAGGCAUUAAAAUUCUACCCAAAAUGCAGAAACAUGGACAAUGCCUCAGUGUGGGCUGGAUGCCCUACUUCUCAUUUUGAUGUGAAGUGCCCCUGCACCACCCCCAUACAUAUUUAUUUAAGAAACUUGUCUUGUAUGCUAGGAUGUGUAGUUAUUUUUCCUCCCUCGAACAAGGUGUACAGAUUUCAACCAGAGAUUUUUACAUUAAAAAGUUCGCGAAA
This is a messenger RNA of Pogona vitticeps (central bearded dragon), 3197 nucleotides long. RefSeq names its product procollagen-lysine,2-oxoglutarate 5-dioxygenase 1 (gene PLOD1). Gene Ontology annotation, biological process: peptidyl-lysine hydroxylation. Gene Ontology annotation, cellular component: endoplasmic reticulum. NCBI's taxonomy places the organism in Eukaryota, Metazoa, Chordata, Lepidosauria, Squamata, Agamidae. The record is from RefSeq and is a predicted model, not a curated record. Gene Ontology annotation, molecular function: L-ascorbic acid binding; procollagen-lysine 5-dioxygenase activity; iron ion binding.